CGCCCGUAGACGUGCUACGCGUACCCGUAGGUGUGCUACGCGAACCCGUAGGUGUGCUACGAAAUCCCGUAGGUGUGCUACGAGUGCGUUGAAACAACGUAGUGCUGCAAAUGUGAUAUCAAAAUAAUUGGUAGAAGGUAUGCGGGCUCAAAAGAUACCCGCUGCCUUGCUACUGUUGCUAGUUGCAAUAGACUCCCUGCACGCCAACCGGAGGAAGCAAAAAGAGAAAAUAAUCCAAACGACAACUAAUAUAUGCGACAUUAGCGACAGAGAUUCCAAAGUCCAUUGCUACUGUGAAAACAGUCCAGAAAUAAAUGAGGCAAUUAAAACGGAAUGCUGGGUAUUUAACGGAGGUAUAGACAAGACGGAUCCUUUAUGGCCGAGUUUUACUUCGCAGUCCAACAUAGAAAUUCUGGCUUUUAAUGUGCGGGCCGAUGGCGGACUCAGUUUCGUGCCAACCAAAGUACUCAGGUAUUUGAGGAAGCUGAAAAUUUUUAGCAUAAAAUACAGCUCCAUUCUAAAGAUAGAGAGCGAAACGUUCGUUAACUUGACGUCAGUGCAAGAGAUGACAUUAACGAAGAACCAGAUAGUUGUGCUGAAUAAAUAUGCAUUUUAUAAUUUACCUAACCUAACAACGCUGACUUUGGACGAGAACAGAAUAAAAAAGCUCGAGACAGAUACGUUCUACGGGCUGCCGGCGUUGCAGAAAUUAUUUCUAACGAGUAACAAUAUAAGCAAAAUCGAGGAGGGAGCGUUCCGGCAUCUAGUUAAUUUGCUAGAAUUAGAGUUGGAUAGAAAUAAUAUAAGCGAAUUGAACAAGGAGUCUUUUAAUGGACUAGCUAACCUAAAACGCUUAGAUUUAAGAAGAAAUAAGAUAGCUAUAUUGAAUUCUUUUACGUUUAUCGAGUUGUGGAACCUUCAAGAGUUAUUAUUAGAUUAUAACGAGAUAUACAUAUUAGCACAGAGGACGUUCGAUGGACUAUCGCAAUUGAAAAAACUGAGCUUAAGUCAUAAUAAGUUGGUAACUUUAGCGGAUGGAUUAUUCGAAGGAGUACGAGGAUUGUCAGCGGUAGAUCUAAGACACAACAAGUUAAAACGAUUCACUAUUGAUAAUUUACGACCGAUUUACGACAAUUUGAAGCUACAAAAGAGCUACAUUUAUUUAGAAGGGAACGAUUUCGACUGCGACUGUCAUUUGGCGUGGAUGCACAAACUCCGGCACGAGGCGAACAGCAUAAAAGUGAGGACAUCUUUAGAAAAUUUCGUUUGCAAGCUCAGCAAAGACAGUAAUUUCCAUCAAGGUUACUUUGAACCCGCCAAAAACGCCGAGAAGGAGAAUAUCAUAAAUGAACUCGACGAGGACGAUUUUAAUGAGGAGGACGAGACGUAUAUUGAGGAACCGAAGAAAGUUAGAAGUGAUAAUGAGAGGACAUUGUUGCAAAUACCCGUGGAGCUCCUACCGUGCCCUGCUGAAGUCAAAAGUGUCACGGACAAGACAUAUACGUACCCCUCACAGAACGAAGCUAAAGAUUACAGGAAUCUCAUACAAUCUAGCGCUGUGGGAAACGUGGGAGAUGUAAUACUCAUUGUACUAUUAAGUUUUGUAGUUUAAGAUAUAAAUAUAGUUUUGUUGUUAGGAUAAAUUGUUAUUUUUUAAUAAUAAAUGUAUAAGA
Molecule: messenger RNA, 1673 nt
Organism: Aricia agestis (brown argus)
Lineage: Eukaryota; Metazoa; Arthropoda; Insecta; Lepidoptera; Lycaenidae
Product: connectin-like
Exons: 3
Coding region: 140-1612 (490 amino acids)
Molecular function (GO): protein binding
Source: RefSeq, a predicted model, not a curated record